UUUGUUUUUAUUCCCUAUUCCCGUGCCCCCAUCCCCCACGCGCGCCUGCAGGGCGGCCACCUCGUACGCAGCCCCUUCCCGGCAGCUCCCCCGAGCGCAGGCCCUUCUCCCGCUCCCCCUCCUUCGAAGGGCGGGGAAGGGGGGAAGCUCCCCCCCUCCACCAAGUCGCUUCUGCGCUGACACUUCGUUUCCCUGUGGCGAAGUCGAGGACGGAGAAGAUCCUCCGUCUCAUGCGUGCCCCCACGCCCGCCAGCCUCCUCGCCGCCCUGCUCUGAGGGAAGAUGCUGUGGAGAGCCGUUACCGCUCUCCUCCCACCUCAGGAAACCGUAAAACUCCACAGCCUUGAUUCAGCUGCUCUCUCCGGGGCACGGAGACACGCCUCCUGCGGCCCGUCGUUUUCCAGCCCCAGCGGCCGGAGGGCGCUUGGGUUCUGUCCUCCCAGUCCCCCUUCUCGUCAGCGAGGAGUGAGGGCGUCCGACCACCCUCCCGGCCCAGCUCCCCCGCGGACGGCUGUGUCAGAGCGGGACGUCCGCCCCCACCUGCGUCUCUGCAGAGACCCCCAAAGAAGUCCCUCUGCUGGGGGAUUUCCUUGAAUUCUCCUGUGAGGAGAGCGCCCCCCACCACUGCUGGCGCUGCGCGGCCGAACGUCACCCUCCGCCUGCCUCGCUGCGGGCCGACCGUGGUGGCCGUAGCAGCCGCCUGCGAAGCGGAGGGAGGCGGCAGGCUCGGUGCUCUCGGCACUGGCUGCGGGCGGGAAGCCAGCGCCGCCCCGCGCCCCCUCCUCGGCGGGCUGGGCGGGAGCGCCCGAGUUCCCUCCGCUCCGAGGGGGCGGCGGCUGGCGCGUGCCUCCCGCCGCUCGCCCAGGCCGGCGGCCGCUCUCCUCCGCUCCCCUCCGCUCCGCUGGCGUUCCGGGGGUGAGGUUCCCGCACCACCGGCUCCUCCUCGGUGCCCCGCAAUAUUGCUUGAUGGGGUCACGCCGUUUGCCAUUUUGCUUUGCUGCUAGUGCUGGCUGGUGUUUUCUUUACCUGUUCUGUGGAAGAGUGAAGGCUCUUGUAGCCUCUGUCCCUCCAUGGCCUCAUCUGCCUGAGCAGUGCAUUGCCCGAUUUUUUGCUUUCCCUGGAUAUGAGGAGGAACAGGUCCCUUUUAGAGUCUAUUUUUGCACGCAGGGAGUGUGAAAUGGUCUCUGACUUUGGAGGAACAAUACAUUUUUGCCUACUGGAAGAAUGCAGUGAAACUGCCAAUAUUUCUAGCUGGAAUUCCAAAUUUAAAACUCAACUUUAGUGUUACUAAUUUCUUACUAAAUAGUACCUCAUAGUAGAAUAAAAAUGUAUGGAAGUGCAAGAACAAUCGGCAAUUUAGAAGGAAGUCCCUCCAGGUCUCCUCGCUUGCCAAGAUCUCCUCGUCUGGGCCAUAGGCGAACAAAUAGUGGAGGAGGAGGAGGAACAGGUAAGACGUUAUCAAUGGAGAACAUCCAGUCCCUUAAUGCAGCCUAUGCAACAUCUGGACCAAUGUAUCUGAGUGACCAUGAAGGUGUAGCUUCUACUACUUUCCCAAAGGGCACAAUGACUCUUGGAAGGGCUACAAAUCGAGCUGUGUAUGGAGGUCGAGUCACAGCUAUGGGGAGCAGUCCUAAUAUUGCGUCAGCUGGACUUUCACACACAGAUGUCCUUUCUUAUGCUGAUCAGCAUGGAGGUCUGACCACAUCUUCACACCAUCACCACCAUCAGGUUCCUUCUAUGUUGAGACAGGUUAGAGAUAGUACCAUGUUAGACCUGCAGGCUCAGCUUAAGGAACUACAGAGGGAGAAUGAUCUUCUCAGAAAAGAACUAGACAUUAAGGACAGCAAGCUGGGAUCCUCCAUGAAUAGCAUUAAAACUUUCUGGAGUCCUGAGCUAAAGAAAGAAAGAGUAUUGAGGAAAGAAGAAGCUGCCAGAAUGUCAGUUCUUAAAGAACAAAUGAGAGUUUCCCAUGAAGAAAAUCAGCAUCUGCAAAUGACAAUCCAGGCACUUCAAGAUGAGCUUAGAACCCAGAGAGACCUUAACCAUCUUCUUCAGCAAGAAAGUGGGAACCGAGGGGCUGAGCAUUUUACCAUUGAGCUCACAGAGGAGAAUUUUCGAAGACUUCAAGCAGAACAUGAUAGACAAGCUAAAGAGCUCUUCCUGUUGAGAAAAACACUAGAAGAAAUGGAGCUUAGGAUUGAAACACAAAAGCAAACACUAAAUGCCAGAGAUGAAUCAAUAAAAAAGCUUCUGGAAAUGUUGCAAAGUAAAGGCUUGCCAUCUAAAGGGAUGGAAGAUGACAAUGAGAGAACUCGAAGGAUGGCAGAGGCUGAAUCUCAGGUUAAUCAUUUAGAAGUGAUUUUAGAUCAGAAAGAGAAGGAAAACAUGCAUCUUAGAGAGGAGUUACAUAGAAGAACACAACUUCAGCCUGAGCCAGCAAAGACGAAAGCUCUUCAAACAGUUAUUGAAAUGAAGGAUACAAAAAUAGCUUCACUUGAGCGCAAUAUAAGAGAUCUUGAAGAUGAAAUACAGAUGUUAAAGACAAAUGGUGUUCUGAAUACAGAGGACCGAGAAGAAGAAAUCAAACAAAUAGAAGUUUACAAGAGUCACUCAAAGUUCAUGAAAAAUAAGAUUGACCAACUGAAACAAGAACUCUCAAAGAAAGAAUCGGAACUUCUUGCCUUACAAACUAAGCUUGAAACCCUUAGCAAUCAGAAUUCAGAUUGCAAGCAACACAUUGAAGUGCUUAAAGAGUCACUUACUGCCAAAGAACAGAGAGCUGCCAUACUUCAGACAGAGGUUGAUGCCUUGCGGUUACGAUUGGAAGAAAAAGAAACCUUUCUCAAUAAAAAAACAAAACAACUUCAGGACCUCACAGAAGAGAAGGGAACCCUGGCUGGAGAGAUUCGAGAUAUGAAAGAUAUGUUAGAAGUAAAAGAAAGAAAAAUUAAUGUUCUUCAAAAAAAGAUUGAAAAUCUGCAGGAACAACUUAGGGACAAAGACAAACAACUAACUAAUCUAAAAGACAGAGUGAAGUCAUUGCAGACGGAUUCUAGUAACACAGACACAGCACUAGCAACCUUAGAAGAAGCUCUAUCAGAAAAGGAAAGAAUUAUAGAGCGCUUGAAGGAGCAAAGGGAGAGAGAUGACAGAGAAAGACUGGAAGAAAUUGAAUCUUAUAAAAAAGAAAACAAAGACCUGAAGGAGAAAGUUAAUGCUUUACAAGCUGAACUGACAGAAAAGGAGUCUAGUUUAAUCGAUCUCAAAGAACAUGCAUCUUCAUUGGCAUCAGCAGGGCUGAAAAGAGACUCCAAACUUAAGUCUUUAGAAAUAGCCAUAGAACAAAAGAAAGAAGAGUGUAGUAAGUUGGAAGCACAGUUGAAAAAGGCUCAUGAGGCUGAAGAGGAGGCACGGAUGAAUCCAGAAUUUGCAGACAGAAUAAAACAGCUUGACAAAGAGGCAUCGUAUUAUAGAGAAGAAUGUGGCAAAGCUCAGGCUGAGGUUGACAGACUUCUAGAAAUACUCAAGGAAGUAGAGAAUGAGAAGAAUGACAAAGAUAAGAAAAUUGCUGAGUUAGAAAGACAUAUGAAGGACCAAAACAAGAAGGUUGCCAAUCUGAAGCACAAUCAGCAAAUGGAGAAAAAGAAGAAUGCACAGUUGUUGGAAGAAGUUCGUAGACGAGAGGACAAUAUGACUGACAACUCUCAACAUUUACAAGUAGAAGAGCUGAUGAAUGCACUGGAAAAGACUAGACAAGAAUUAGAUUCUACCAAAGCCCGUCUUGCGUCAACACAGCAGUCUUUGGCUGAAAAAGAAGCACAUCUGGCUAACCUGAGAAUAGAACGAAGAAAACAGCUUGAAGAAAUCCUAGAAAUGAAACAGGAAGCUUUGCUUGCUGCAAUCAGUGAAAAAGAUGCAAACAUUGCCUUGCUUGAACUGUCAGCUUCAAAGAAAAAGAAGACUCAAGAUGAAGUAAUGGCUCUUAAACGAGAGAAAGACAGAUUAGUACAUCAGUUAAAACAGCAGACACAAAACAGAAUGAAACUGAUGGCAGAUAACUACGAUGAUGACCAUCAUCACUACCACCACCAUCACCACCACCACCAUCAUCGAUCUCCUGGGAGGCCACAACACUCCAACCACAGACCCUCUCCAGAUCAGGAUGACGAGGAGGGUAUAUGGGCGUAGACGUUCCUAUAAACCAAAGUUCCAGUUUUGUUCUGAGGGUUGUCAGAGGAACUAGUGAAAGAGGAAGAAAAUAUAGUAGCACUGGAAGGUAACAAUGAUAAUCUAUUGCAUUGGAUCUCCAGACAUGACCAUGAUAUCCUGGAGAAGAUCACAGAUGCAGAAAAUGAAUGUUAAGGUUGAUAUCUAGUGAAAUGCUGCAUUAAUUGGCAUUUUCUCCAUUAUUUUUUGUAGUCUACUAUGAAAUUAGAUACUUUGGAAAAUGAUGAAGGAGACUAAAGCAGAAGUUACAAGAACUUCAUUUCUGUCUUCAGUGGGUCUUGCAAGUUAUUCUGUUUUCAUAAAGAAACUAUCGGUUCAGAAUAUUAUUGUUUAAUGAAGUUGAGUUAAAGAGGUUAUUUAACUAACUUUUGGUAAAUUGAUAUUGAUUUCAGUAAGUAAUUCAGAUUCUCUUAGGUGUGGUAUCUGCAUUUGGUGAUUUUACCUAGUCUGUUCUAAAGUAUCACUUCUAUUGCACUAGAUUAUCAAAGAGGUAUUAGUAAAAUGCUAUAUAAGGGUGUUGGCAUUAAUCUUACCCCAGUUAGAUGUGGGCUAUUCCAAAAAAAUGAAAACCAAGCCUUUACCCUCCUCUGUUUUCUUAUAUCUACUGAUAAAAUAAUAGUAAUUACAAAGAAACCCAAAACAAAACCCAAAAAACAUUUAUAGUAUAACAGGUAUUAAGCUCUGGGCCAGGUUGGAAAUGAAAUCAAUUUUUGGUACUUAUAAUUGAUGACAAAGAUUAGCUUUAUGAAAAUAUGGUGUGUGUCUCUGACAAUGCAUAGGACAUCUAAUUUGAGCAUAAAUAUACGAUUAUAUACAAGAUGUAUCUAUUCCUGGAUGGUAAAAGCUUGAGGCGUAUAUAAAUACAUAUGUAUGUAUAUAUAUGGGCAUAUACACAAGGAUUUAUCAACCUUUUACCAUCCAAAUGCAUAAAGGUUUUCAACAAUAAAAGCUGGGACUCUUAAAUAAAAUAAUUAUAAAGAUAAGGUUGCUGUGAAUACAGUGUAUGCACUAGGUCUCCUGUAAAUGAGGAACUGUUUGUUAUUGUUUUCUACAUUGAAAAACAGUCUCCAACAUGGAUCCCAACAAAUCUUAGCUGUUAAAGAAGAAAAUACCAAUGAACAAAUAGCACUUAAAGGCUGUUUGAUUCAACAAAAUGUAUCUAGUAAAAUAAAUGUAAAGCACAUGCAAGGAAAAAUAGAAAUGUGAAUUCAUUACGUUCAGUGACAGAAUAUAACUGAUAUUAGAGAGUCAAAUCUCUACCACUUCUCAAGGAGAGGAUCCUUAUGACUCCAUGAACAUUUUCAGUCAGUCUGGCAAACAUGCAAAUGGUUGGCUGUUUUAUUGGGGAAUCUUUUUGUCCAUGGAAGAAAUGCUUCCAUGCUGAUGGGAGUUGAAAUAGAAUAUCUGCAUUUUUAAAGGACAAACAAUAAAUUUAAGCAUGGGUGGCCUUAAUCCUUAGUAGUUUUUCUUUGCUGCUGUAAAAAAGAUAAAUCUAAAUGGAUACUCCUAAAGUCUUGCACUGAAUUUAGAAAAAUUAUUUUUUGAACCUGUGGUGCAAUUAACCCUAAACAUCCUACAUGAGCCAUACAUAGUAACCCCUUUAAAAUUAUUGUCUAGAGAUGAUAUUUUAUUUAUUUGUACCAUAAUUCUUGGUGCAAUCAAAGAGCAAUUUAUUUGAGCAGGAGUCCUGCUGGAUGCUACUGUCUUCAAUAAAUAGAGUAAAAUGUAUAGAAUUAGUAUAGCUUAGAUAAUCCAAAUUUCAUUCAUGUUUAAAAAGUUUGUCCUUUAACUAUCAAUGACAUUUUAGAUCUUUGUUUUUGAAACAGCAAAGCUUUUGGGAGUAUAUUUAGCACAUAUGACAAAUGUUGCACUUGGAAACUCAGACAACAAAACUAGUUUCUCAUGACAAAUUUGUUGUCGCAGUAGGGGACAAUCGUCUGUGUCUCUUACAAUCAGGUCUUUACCUUAACUCUGCAACUGAAUACUUGAAGUAGGAAAUAAACUAGGGGGAAAUAGGGUCACAGAUACAAAGCUGUAUAGUUAGAUAUUUAUAUGUAUGUGCCAAUUUUGUCACAGAUAUUAUUUUAGGGGCAUUUUUGCUCCACUCAUAUUGUAAGAGUAUUGAUCUAAACUUCUAUUAGGGCCUACAAGUUAGCCCCUAAAGAGAACAAUUUUGUCUAACAUUGCUUUUUUCUUUUUUUUUUUUUUUCUUUUCAUUUCAUGUGAUACUCUAUGAUGUUUGGAGAAAAUCUUUUCAUAUACUAAAAUAGAAUCUCGGGGUUUACAAUAAACACUGUGAUGUUGGGAAAUAUUUUAUUUGAGCAAUGUUUGGUAGGUUUUUUUCCCCCUCUAAGUGUAAAGAAGCAAACCAACUUUUGGUUAACAUUUAAGAUAAUGAUUAUUAUUUUAAUGUGAGAUCAGUCUUGUACUGCACAUUCUUUCUUUCAUUUAAGUGUACAGUAUGAAUUUUGUAUUUAAUGAAUUUUGUGUAUCCAGUAUGCACGUACCUGCACAUUGACUUUCAUUUGAAAGUGGGUUUCAAUUUACUUUUUAAACAGUGUUUAUGAAAAGACCUCAGAUGUGUUGACACAAACUAUAUCUGCAAUGGUUUUUUUUUGUGUGUAGGGUGACGUUUGAAUGUGAUGUACUGCAGCAAUGGGUCAGUAUUCCCUAUUUACCUUAGAUCCUCAUUUGAUAGUGCUUCUUGUAAUAAUUUUUUCAAGUGAGUGGCAUGUUCUGGAUUGUGAUAUUGAUAUGUGAUUAAGGACAUUGAUAUGAAACUAAGGAAUUCCUAGAAAUAACCAGUGGGCAUGUAGUAGACAGUCAUUGUAAUUUAAUGUCUAGUAGAAGUGUAAAGUACUAAGGUAUUUCGAGUUCAUAACAUUGUUAUCAUGUGUAUGGGAAGUAUUUAGUGUUGAUCAGCUUGUUUAUAUUCAUCAAAUAAACUCUGUUUCUUUCUGAAA
This is a messenger RNA of Phalacrocorax carbo (great cormorant), 7189 nucleotides long. The record is from RefSeq and is a predicted model, not a curated record. NCBI's taxonomy places the organism in Eukaryota, Metazoa, Chordata, Aves, Suliformes, Phalacrocoracidae.